This is a messenger RNA of Penicillium expansum, 990 nucleotides long. Its product is annotated as Zn(II)2Cys6 transcription factor. NCBI's taxonomy places the organism in Eukaryota, Fungi, Ascomycota, Eurotiomycetes, Eurotiales, Aspergillaceae. The transcript has a single exon. Gene Ontology annotation, biological process: regulation of DNA-templated transcription; aflatoxin biosynthetic process. The record is from RefSeq and is a predicted model, not a curated record. Gene Ontology annotation, molecular function: DNA binding; zinc ion binding; DNA-binding transcription factor activity, RNA polymerase II-specific. Bases 1 to 990 code for a protein of 329 amino acids. Gene Ontology annotation, cellular component: nucleus.
AUGGACCGCAGUCGCAUUCGAACUUCGAGAUCGUCCAAACCCACUGCUCCGCAUACUACCUCCACCUUACAAACCCCAAAACUCAAAGAUUCUUGCGAUAAAUGCUCCUCCUCCAAAGUACGUUGCACAAAGGAGAAACCCUUCUGUGCCCGCUGUGAUAAGCUUGGAUACACAUGCUUCUACAGUCCAGCAAGACGAGCCGGCCGGCCCUACCGGUUAAGAAAACAGCUUUCAGAAGGAAUCAAUAUUGAAGAAUCCAACCGACUCUCUGCAAUAGAUAUAACAACGACCCAGUUUGUAGACGAGAGCGCGAGGCUAUACUCCCGCUUCAAUGACUCCGCACCCGUCAACGUGGCAUCCAAUACCUCAACUCCAAAUACCACUCCAUCCAACAACAAAACGGCACAGUCAGACCCCAUUACCGCAGAACCCCACCGCACCUCCGAUCCGGAUUGCCUGCUGGUCAUUCUGGACAUAUUCUCCGACUUAGAAGUGUCAGCAGAGCAAUUCAGACGAGCAUCCCCUGUAGACGCAAGUCUUCUCAGCACAACCUCACAAACUAUCACAGCAGCCUUGCAUCGCCUUUCUACAAUUCUGAUUUGUUCUUGCUCCAAGCGAGCGGAGGUGGGGAUGCUCAUUUCGGCAAUUUGCAUGUCAGUCAUUGACAUGCAUGCCAUGACAAUUUCAAAUUUCGCGAAAGAUCAGCAUCCUGCUGGAAUACUCAGCCAGCCGACACCAUGGGAGAAUCCCGGUGUCGGGCCUUAUGGGUCCCCUGAGUAUGAGGUUACUGCUAUACAAGUCUUUACAGAGCUUUCAGAGCUGGCCAGGCUCAUUUUACGACUUGCCGAGCGCUAUGAUGGAGCGAGUGGGUCUUUAAAUGGUCUACAGAAUGGAUCGGAGCUGCCAACGGAUAUUCUCCCAGGAAUAGCUACUUUCUUACGUGAGAGAUUGCAGCAAAUCACGAAUGGCGCUACUCGCUGGGUUGGAUAG